Messenger RNA from Prunus avium (sweet cherry), 1004 nucleotides. It is a transcript of the gene SHN1, whose product is annotated as Integrase-type DNA-binding superfamily protein. Gene Ontology annotation, molecular function: DNA-binding transcription factor activity; DNA binding. Gene Ontology annotation, biological process: regulation of DNA-templated transcription. The record is from RefSeq and is a predicted model, not a curated record. Lineage: Eukaryota; Viridiplantae; Streptophyta; Magnoliopsida; Rosales; Rosaceae.
AUGACUCUGCUUCCAUAAACUUCUCUCCCUCCCUCCCUCCCUCCCUCCCUCUGUUUCUCCCUCUCUCUCUCUCUUUCUCUCUGACAAAAAUGGUACAAUCAAAGAAGUUCAGAGGGGUCAGGCAACGCCACUGGGGCUCCUGGGUUUCUGAGAUUCGUCAUCCAUUACUGAAAAGAAGGGUAUGGCUUGGGACAUUUGAGACGGCUGAAGAGGCAGCAAAAGCUUAUGAUGAGGCAGCUAUUUUGAUGAGUGGUCGAAAUGCCAAAACAAACUUUCCAGUCCUCACAAAUGAAGUGUCCAAUGAUCAUAACAACAACAACAACAACAACUCUUCAUCAUCUUCUUCCUCAGCACUUUCAGCAAUCCUCAGUGCCAAGCUUCGCAAGUGCUGCAAGUCCCCAUCUCCUUCCCUCACUUGCCUGAGGCUUGAUACUGAGAAUUCCCACAUUGGAGUCUGGCAAAAGGGUGCGGGGCCGCGCUCUGAUUCGAACUGGCUGAUGAUGGUUGAGCUGGACCAGAAGGGUUUGCAACCACCCCAGCCAGAAACUAGCACCUCUGCUUUGGACACAGAGGAAAUGGCAGCAGGGCAGGAUGGUGGGGAUGAUAGGAUGGAUGACGAGGAAAGGGUUGCAUUGCAGAUGAUAGAGGAACUUCUGAACAGAAAUUGAUAAAAUUGGUACUUUUGGUGUAAUAUGGUAUAGUCCAAUCAACAUAUCACAUGGAGGUUGAUGACCAAAGUGUAUGAGGAAUUUCCAUGUGCUUAGCCUUGUCAAUUGAUGCAUUGGUAUUUGUUUGGUUUGAAGUUAGGAUUUGUUUCUUUUGUCAAUUAAUGCAUGACAUGUGUAAUAACACUUUCACGUGGCAUAGCAUUAUUGGUUAGGGAUAACAAAACAGUGCUAUUCUCAUUGCAACUAAGUUUUUCUCCUGCAGGACCUUCCAUAUAUAUAGUCUGUCACUUUAGAAACUAUUUGGUUGGUGUUAGAAAUAAGAAGAAAAAAAAAAAG